AUGUCGUCACAACAACGUGGAAUUAAGUUUAACGACACUGAAACUACGCGUUUUUUGGAGUUAUAUUCUAUGGAAAAGGUGUUAUAUGAUUCAAGUUUGGAGGAAUACCGUGAUAGAGAUUUACGUGCCGCCGCAGCUAAGAGAAUUAGUCAUGAAUUAAAUAUUCCUGGAUUUGGACCAAAAGAAGUUAUAUCAAAAUUCAAAAAUUUAAGAAGCUCUUUCUGUCAGGAGUUAAAAAAAAUAUCAGACAGUGCAAGGUCAGGAAAAGGUACAGAUGACAUAUACAAGCCAAAAGUAUUUUGGUUUGAUCAGAUGAACAGUUUUAUUCGUCCGUUUGUUCAACAGCGACCCACACAAUCGAAUCUGGUAAAUACCUUUUUUUUACUUCUACCUUCCUAA
Pieris macdunnoughi is the source of this 399-nucleotide messenger RNA. Lineage: Eukaryota; Metazoa; Arthropoda; Insecta; Lepidoptera; Pieridae. The record is from the annotation of a GenBank genome assembly.